GAAUUAAUGUGAAUUAAAUGGAAUAAAAAGGCUGCGGAGCAAGAGGAAAACCAGUAAAUACGGAAAAACGUACAUGGGCUCGACACCAGACGCCAGACGCAUUUCUGAAAAGUACCUUAAUCCUCUGCGAAUUCCAUCCCAACACACGCGCACACACCCAUACAGGCACACGCACCUUCGUACGUCGUCGUCCCCCAUCGCCCCCCAUUCGUCCAUCGUCGACCAUCAGCCAUCGAUGAAAUAACAUACAUAACGUAUACCGAAAAUACAUAAGGCAAAACGGGGCAUAUCGGGCAACGGAGUGAGAGUGUUACACGCACAGCAGAAAGCAGAUAUAGCAGCCAGAAACAGCAGCAGGUGAACUGAUAAGCGGACACAAAGCAAAGCCAAAUCAUGUCAGAUAUCAUGAAUAUCGACAGCAUUAUCUCGCGUCUGCUGGAGGUGCGUGGAGCACGUCCGGGUAAAAAUGUACAGCUGUCGGAGAGCGAGAUCCGCAGUUUGUGCUUGAAGUCGCGCGAGAUAUUCCUGUCACAGCCCAUUCUGCUGGAGCUGGAGGCACCGCUGAAGAUCUGCGGCGAUAUACACGGACAGUACUACGAUCUUUUGCGUCUGUUCGAGUACGGUGGCUUCCCGCCGGAGUCCAACUAUCUGUUUCUGGGUGACUAUGUGGACCGUGGAAAGCAAUCCCUGGAGACGAUAUGCCUCCUAUUGGCAUAUAAGAUAAAAUAUUCGGAGAACUUUUUCUUGCUGCGCGGCAAUCACGAGUGUGCCAGCAUCAACCGCAUCUACGGGUUUUACGACGAGUGCAAGCGGCGUUACACCAUCAAGCUGUGGAAAACUUUCACAGACUGCUUCAACUGCCUGCCCGUGGCGGCCAUUGUCGAUGAGAAGAUCUUCUGCUGUCACGGCGGCCUCAGUCCGGACCUGUCCUCGAUGGAGCAAAUCCGCCGCAUUAUGCGGCCCACAGAUGUGCCCGAUCAGGGCCUAUUGUGCGAUCUGUUGUGGUCCGACCCAGACAAGGAUACCAUGGGCUGGGGCGAAAAUGAUCGCGGUGUGAGCUUCACAUUUGGAGCGGAGGUCGUGGGUAAAUUUCUACAGAAGCACGAGUUCGACCUGAUCUGUCGUGCCCAUCAGGUGGUGGAGGAUGGCUACGAGUUCUUUGCCAAGCGCCAGCUGGUCACGCUCUUCUCGGCGCCCAACUAUUGCGGGGAAUUCGACAAUGCGGGUGCAAUGAUGUCCGUUGACGACACUCUGAUGUGCUCCUUCCAGAUAUUGAAACCCGCCGAUAAGCGACGCUUUGUGUAUCCCAAUUUCGGUAGUUCGGGCCGUCCCCUGACACCGCCCCGCGGUGCCAACAAUAAAAACAAGAAAAAAUAAGCAGCCACGCACAGCACGAGCACACUGCACAACAGAGACGGCCACACAGCCCCCACUGCAGUGGGGGAAACGGAAGGGCAGAACGAGUCCAGAACCUGGAAGCGCAAAGAGUUUGUUUUUAUCGAAUAUAUAGAUGUGUAAUCGAAUCGAAUCGUGAGCAACGUUAUAUGGGGUAUAUGAAUCUAUACAAAUUAGCCUAUUUUUCAUUUGAAAAACAAAAAAAAAACGAAUCGAAACUAAAUUUAAACCACAAAUCGAGAGACACUUUAGUUCAAACUAAUGGUAGUGUAAGACACUGCAUAAGCAAGGAAGGAGGAAUGAAUAUUUGUAUCUCCUAUAAUGUAUUAAUUGUGUUAUAGUUUUUUCGCAAAAGCAAAAGCAAAACCCACACACAAACACACACAUAUGCAUAGCACACGGUACACACAGUACAGUAGGUACACAGAGUGCACGCACCAGUUGUAUUUUAUUUCGCAUUUCAUAUCUCGCAAAGAAUUUUCCUUUUAGGCUUUUUUCUACUAUCCUUCACUAUUGUGUUUUUUUUUAUUACUUGUUUUUAUCUAGCAAAAAAUGUAUGGGAAUAUGCUUUUAAAAUGUGUGUGCGAGGGCUAAUUACAUAUUACAUAUGUACUCGAAAGCACGAAUCUAUCUAUUUUUGUAAUAUUGUCUUAGCAAAACUCUACAGCAAAUACUACAUGUUUACUUAGUUUUAAAAAAGCGAGGAAGCAAUUUUUUUAGUUGCAAUUCUAAAUAAGUUUCAAUUGUUUACACCAAAAAUAUUAAAAUAAACAAGACAUUGUGUAUAUUUUUUUAAAAA
Messenger RNA from Drosophila persimilis, 2194 nucleotides. RefSeq names its product serine/threonine-protein phosphatase alpha-1 isoform (gene Pp1alpha-96A). Gene Ontology annotation, molecular function: protein serine/threonine phosphatase activity. The coding region runs from base 394 to 1377 and encodes 327 amino acids. NCBI's taxonomy places the organism in Eukaryota, Metazoa, Arthropoda, Insecta, Diptera, Drosophilidae. The transcript is spliced from 5 exons. Gene Ontology annotation, cellular component: nucleus; cytoplasm. The record is from RefSeq and is a predicted model, not a curated record.